Nematocida parisii ERTm1 is the source of this 156-nucleotide messenger RNA. RefSeq lists its product as uncharacterized. The transcript has a single exon. NCBI's taxonomy places the organism in Eukaryota, Fungi, Microsporidia. The record is from RefSeq and is a predicted model, not a curated record. Gene Ontology annotation, molecular function: DNA-directed RNA polymerase activity; zinc ion binding; DNA binding. The coding region runs from base 1 to 156 and encodes 51 amino acids. Gene Ontology annotation, biological process: DNA-templated transcription. Gene Ontology annotation, cellular component: RNA polymerase III complex; RNA polymerase II, core complex; RNA polymerase I complex.
AUGAACGAGGAAGAGCGCAAAUGCAGUUACCAAUGCUCGGAGUGUAAUAAAAUAGCAAUACUUGGACCAAAAGAUGCUGUUCGAUGCGUACAAUGCGGACACAGAAUUCUCUAUAAAAUAAGAUCAAACCAAUGGACACAGUAUGAAGCACUAUAA